Molecule: messenger RNA, 3115 nt
Organism: Oncorhynchus nerka (sockeye salmon)
Lineage: Eukaryota; Metazoa; Chordata; Actinopteri; Salmoniformes; Salmonidae
Gene: mob1a
Product: MOB kinase activator 1A
Exons: 6
Coding region: 249-899 (216 amino acids)
Biological process (GO): positive regulation of protein phosphorylation; hippo signaling
Cellular component (GO): cytoplasm; nucleus
Molecular function (GO): protein kinase activator activity
Source: RefSeq, a predicted model, not a curated record
GGCGACAAACGUACAUGUCGGCAAAAUGUUGCGCUAACUAUCUACGUCAAAAUAUUAUUUCUUCAGGGUACGAUUACACUGACAAGUGAGAGAAGAGUUAGAAAGUUAGGAGACUUUUCACCAGGGAAGCUAGAAAGGCUGUAUAUUCACCAAACAACCAGUGAAACGUUCGAUACGACAGUUCUUUUGAGCUUCGAUAUUCUUUGGUCUGCAUUUGUCUUCGUUUUACGACCGAAACUAAGUUAACGAUGAGCUUCCUAUUUGGCAGUCGCUCGUCUAAGACCUUCAAGCCGAAGAAGAACAUCCCAGAGGGCUCCCACCAAUACGAGCUGUUGAAGCAUGCAGAGGCAACGCUGGGGAGUGGGAACCUGAGGCAGGCUGUCAUGCUGCCAGAGGGGGAAGAUCUCAAUGAGUGGAUUGCUGUUAACACUGUGGACUUCUUCAAUCAGAUCAACAUGCUCUACGGCACCAUUACUGAGUUCUGCACUGAGACCAGCUGUUCUGUGAUGUCUGCAGGGCCCAGGUAUGAAUACCACUGGGCGGAUGGCACCAACAUCAAAAAACCCAUCAAGUGCUCUGCUCCCAAGUACAUAGACUACCUGAUGACCUGGGUGCAGGAUCAGCUGGAUGAUGAGACACUCUUCCCGUCCAAGAUAGGAGUGCCCUUUCCCAAGAACUUUAUGUCCGUGGCCAAGACUAUUCUGAAGCGCCUGUUCAGAGUCUAUGCCCACAUCUACCACCAGCAUUUUGACUCUGUGAUGCAACUGCAGGAGGAGGCUCACCUCAACACCUCCUUCAAACACUUCAUCUUCUUUGUCCAGGAGUUCAACCUCAUUGAUCGUCGUGAGCUGGCCCCUCUGCAGGACCUCAUUGAGAAACUGGGCUCCAAGGACAGAUAAACACCUCCGUCUCUCGCUCUCUAACCCCCCCCCCCCCUGGCUUUCUGUAACUUCUUCACUUGGCCUUUUCUUUCUCCCUCCAUUAAUUUACCUGUAUGUUUUCUGUUCUAGUGUUUUGCUCUCUCCCUCUAGUUGUCUGACAUUGUUUCAGAGCUUGUUUUGUUAAAGCUCACUCUAGUCUUUAAGGUAAGAUACCAGGGUGUAGUAUAUGAAAUGUAUUUUUUUGGUCGUUUUUGUUAAACAAAUUCUAUAAUUGGGACCUACUGACCUGAACUGUGGACCAAUAUAAUUUAGGAGUUUAAAUGGAAACCAACAUUUCUUUCCUAUAGGAUUUACAAGCACAUAAAUUAAAAAAAAAAAAAAAACAUGUUAACUAUCAUGUUUUUAGUCAAUGUACUUAAAUACUGUUUUUUGGAUCUUGUAUCUGGAACAGUUUUUGUAUUUUAGAUUUUUUUCCACUUAAGAUGAACAAAGUUGCAAAAGUCAGGGGAUAUUGACCAAUAAAUAUUUGCAGUGUCACUUGAUAUACUUGUGAAAUAGAUAAUCUUCCAUAGUUCAUAAACAAUCAGUGAUCAUAUUUUUAUGCUUGACUUAACUGCUUAGUUGUUAUAAGGUAUUUUAAGAGAACUCAUUCAAGUAUCAGAGGAUGACAUUUUGAAAACAAAUGAAAUGUAGUAUAAUGUGAAUAUUUUGAUCUUUCUCAUUUCACUCAAAUGGCACAAAAUGUGCCUCAGUUAUGUUUUUACUAUGUCAAAUUACUUGGAUGUCUUUGUCCUUAUGCUGGUACUUAAUUGUAAUAUCAAGUCAAUUCUUGUUUUAUUGUUUAUUAAACAUACCUUUACUCAAGCAUGCAAUAAUAGCAAUAGUGCUCGCACCAAUACAUGACAAGGUUGAGUGUGUGAUAGGUCAUUUUUUUAUGUGAUAUUUUUUUAUAUAUUUUUGUCUUAUCUGAGUGUGACAUGUUAACUCACCCUAGUCCUUAUGUGUUCAAUCCAGGCACAGUGCUAAAGCAGUAGGGCUGUUGGUUGUGCCACCUUGACGCAAAUUAAAUGGAUCAUAUUCCAUCCAAAUUCCUUGCCACAAAUGGAAUAUUAUUUAUAAAGAAAAAAGCUAUUAGUAUUUACCCUCUUCCUGAUCUGGACUGAGUAUAAAGGUCUAGGUGCUACUCCAUUUGAUACCUUCGACAUGCUCUGAAACCUUCGUGACUUAAGUUUUUUUUUUUUCCUCCUGCUGUGGGCUGGAUGAGUUAAUGUGUAGUUCAUACAUGCAUAAUCGAUGAGCAGAAUUACUGUCUUACCUCAAUUAGCCACGAAAUCCCAAGUUUAAAACAGACUGUUUUAUGGAAUCAGUGCUGUGCCAUUUUCCCCCAAGUGGGCCAGUCCCCUAGCAAUUUGAGUUCAACCAAUGAGCUCCAGCCCCUUGCCAUAUGAGUGACAGCUAGCAAGAGGCACAUCAUGCACAUACAGCAAAGUGAGAGGGUCAAUGACGUGUUGCACAUACUUGAUGUAGUAUGUCAUUUUUGGGGACCACUUGGCUCAUUAGUGCUACUUUCAGAACUACUGGCAAAAAUUAUAGAAAAGUACAGGAGAAUCUUUAAUUUAAUACAAUGUAAAUGUUUUUUUACACAGCUUAUCUCUUUUGGCCCCUUGGUUGGAAAAUACAUCUGUGUAAAAAAUAUGGUCUACUAGUCAAUACAUGGUUUUAAGCAAUUGUAAGAUUGGUGUUUCUUUUACAAAUCUCCAGCGUGUUUGUAACAAGUUUUCCUAAUAUGUGCUUAUGUUUGAUCUGUCUGGAUAAAGUCACCUGAUAUACCGCCAGUAUGUGUGCUUAUAGAUUUGAUUAUGUUCAACAUUGAUUUUCAAUGUGCUGUUACAUUCCCCAUAGGCAAUGAUGCUGGGAAUAAGACAAUACACCAUAUGUUUCUGGAAUAAGUCAAGUGUAGUUUUUGGAGUUACAUUUUUCAUAUUGCUGUUGAACAAUUCCUUUAACUUUGGUUAAAGGAAUUUUAAAAAGUGUAACUUUAAUAUAUAUAUAUAUAUUGGAGGUAAUUUGUGGGCAAUGUGAUUGUUACAAUGCUCAAUGUGAGUCCAAUACUCUGCUGUAAAUAGGAUAAUUUACAGAACAUUUAUCUGAACAAAACUGUGCCUUUUUUUAAAUGUCUGAAAUUACAUUAUUCAUAGCAGAAUAGCUUAAUUAACAUUAAAUGAAUUUGUGGA